This is a messenger RNA of Chrysemys picta bellii (western painted turtle), 528 nucleotides long. The record is from RefSeq and is a predicted model, not a curated record. Lineage: Eukaryota; Metazoa; Chordata; Testudines; Emydidae.
UCGCCUGGCAUUGAGAUGCAGCCACUUCUGGGGCAGGGCACCGCACCCGUGCCUCUACGGCUGAUCCGUGGCGUGCUCUCCUCCUCCCCAGCACUGGAGCUGCUGAAGUCAGCCAUCGAGAAGGCCGGGUACCCCGACAAGGUGGUGAUCGGGAUGGAUGUCGCCGCCUCCGAAUUCUUCCGCAGCGGGAAAUACGACCUGGACUUCAAAUCCCCCGACGACCCUGCGCGUCACAUCAGCGGGGAGAAGCUCGGCGAGCUCUACCAGAGCUUCAUCAAGAAUUACCCCGUGGUGUCCAUCGAGGACCCCUUUGACCAGGACGACUGGGAGACGUGGCAGAAGUUCCUGACCCAGGUGCCCAUCCAGAUCGUGGGGGACGACCUGACGGUGACAAACCCCAAGCGCAUCCAGAAGGCCGUGGAGCUGAAAGCCUGCAACUGCCUCCUGCUCAAAGUCAACCAGAUCGGCUCCGUCACUGAGUCCAUCCAGGCGUGAGCAACCGCCAUCCAACUCAAACCGGGGCUGGGA